AUGGCAGAAAGAGGACAUGCCUUAAAAUAGGACAUUAGCAAAUUAGCAUGGGAAGAAACCGAUUUUCCAAUAGUCUGCCAUGUUUGUCUAGGUGAGAACCCAUAUAUUCGAAUGGUAAUUUUAAAUCUUAUUAUCGAAUAAAGCUUAAAGAUAGAUUUGGAAGAGAGUGCAGAAUCUGUGCAAGACCAUUCACUACUUUUAAAUGGAAACCCGGACAUAAUUCAAGAUAGAAAUAGACUGAAAUUUGUUAGACAUGUGGAAAAAUAAAAAAUAUUUGUUAGGCUUGUUUCAAAGAUUUAGAUUUAAAUAUGGGGUUAUGCACAAGAGACAAAUUUUUAGGUGAUGAAAAGAUUGAAAUACCUGAACACACAGCAAAUAGAGAUUACUGGGCUGAAUAAGCUAAUAGACAAAUUGAGAGAUUAAUUUUACCAUAUGAUAAACCUUUGCCGAUGUUAGACUAAAUCUUGAAAGAACCAAGAUUAGCAGAAGUCAAUUAGCAAUUGAAUGAUGGAAAACUAGAACCAGCCAAUCAAGUUGUUUGUGAACCUUUGCAAAAUCCCAUAGAUGCCGAUUUACUUUACAAGGAGAAGUUCGAACCAAAAGGACUUAUUGCCCCGGAUGACCCUAAAAUUUGCAGUCUCUAUAUUUCGCAUAUGAGUGCAGAUAUCAAAGAAUCAGAUCUAAAGUAAUUUGGAAUUAUAAUUAAUAGACACUUAUUUUCAAAGUAUGGAAAACUAAAUUCAAUUAAAAUUAUGGAACACGGACAAAGUUGCUUUAUACAAUUUGCUAAAAGAAAAGAUGCUGAAAAUGCAGUUAAUAGUCUUUAUAACAAUAUUAUUAUAAAAGAUGUUAUAUGCAAAAUACAAUGGGCUAGAGCCCCUUAUAAAAAAAUGCCUAUUCAAAGUAUUAGUUAUUUUUCUUACUUGUUAGAUCUCAUUUAACAGUUGUAACCUGACACUAAUAAAAAUGCUAGUGCACCUCAAAUGCCUCCUAAAAAUAUUGAAAAUAAACAACAAUCUGAAGAUAAGUAUUAAUACUCCUCUUCAAUUAGUAUCUUGAUUGGUUUACUGGAAUCCAAAAUGAGCUAUCCUAAUUAAAAUCCAUACUAGAAAGGAGGAGUAAAUAUUAAAGAUUUAUGAUUAUUAUAUAUGAACAUGUAAUUUGAGUAACAAAGAGUGGCUUCUGUCGUAAAACGGAAUUUACAAAAGUUUAAAAUACUAGUAGGAAAUAAAGAAAAGAAAUUUAAUGAUCUCUUAAUUCCAUUCACAAAACUUGAUACCUUUAUAAAUGCUAAAUCUAUACUCAAAUAAAUAGUAAAGCCAUCUAAUAAAAUAUUGGACCCCUUAAACACUUGCGAAAUUCAAAGGCAAUAAUAACACAAAAGCACAUUUGUUAAUGGAGAUGGUAACUCUGAUAACUUUUAUGAUGAUGUUGACUCAUUGAUCAAUCACUUAGAAAAAGAAUAAUCAGAAAUGAUAACAGUUGGAACAAAGAAAAUUAGCAAGAGUGAAAUACUCGAAUUCAAAUCAAAACAUCCAAAUUAUUCAUUAGUUAGUAAACAAUUUGCUGAGAAAUCCAAAAGAAUGAUUGCAAAUUUAAACAGGUAAUCCACGAGAAUAUUUAAUAAGAAAUAUUCAAUGAUCCAUCUCUCUCCUAGAUAAUCAUCUAGUCAUCACAAUAUUGCAUUAAAUUCUGAAAGAGAUUCCUCACAUUCCAAAUAUACUCAUUCUAAACACCCUUAAGGGUUAGAACUACGACCUUAAAAGUCUCAAUUUAAAAUAAAAACUGAACCCAAAACUCAAAGAAACUAUAACUAAUAAAUUCAAUAACUAAUUAAUAAUAUAGAAGGAGUGCAUAAAUAGAUGACAGACGAAACCGGCUUAUUAUAAAAAAAGACCAGUAGGUUUAUUUUAAACUAAUCUAAAAGUAAUUCAAAAAUUUCUUAAUUCGAUUAUCUUGCUUCUGAUGCAAAUUUUGCAUUUACAAAAAUAAAGAGAAGAAAGCCUUGA
Molecule: messenger RNA, 2009 nt
Organism: Paramecium octaurelia
Lineage: Eukaryota; Ciliophora; Oligohymenophorea; Peniculida; Parameciidae
Source: the annotation of a GenBank genome assembly